Molecule: messenger RNA, 954 nt
Organism: Cucurbita moschata (crookneck pumpkin)
Lineage: Eukaryota; Viridiplantae; Streptophyta; Magnoliopsida; Cucurbitales; Cucurbitaceae
Product: NAC domain-containing protein 100-like
Exons: 3
Coding region: 1-888 (295 amino acids)
Biological process (GO): regulation of DNA-templated transcription
Molecular function (GO): DNA binding
Source: RefSeq, a predicted model, not a curated record
AUGGAGGAGGAAAAUCUGCCACCUGGCUUCAGGUUCCAUCCUACUGAUGAAGAACUCAUUUCUUAUUAUCUCACUCACAAGCUUUCUGAUUCUUCUUUCACUUCCAAACCAAUUGGGGUUGUGGAUCUCAACAACAAUGAGCCUUGGGAUCUCCCUGCUAAAGCUUCGAUGGGAGAGAAGGAGUGGUACUUUUUUAGCUUGAGAGAUCGGAAGUACCCGACUGGGCUUCGGACCAAUCGAGCGACUGAAGCGGGUUAUUGGAAGACGACGGGAAAAGAUAAGGAGAUCUUUGGUGAUGGUGUUUUGGUGGGAUUGAAGAAAACUCUUGUGUUUUAUAAGGGAAGAGCUCCGAGAGGUGUGAAAAGUAACUGGGUCAUGCAUGAAUACCGCUCACUAAACAACCAUUUUUUCAAACGCUCGAAGGAAGAAUGGGUAGUUUGCAGGGUGUUUGAGAAGCAAAACACAGGAAAGAAGCCACAGCAGUUGUCAUCAUGUCGUGAGACAAACUCAAUUAUGAAUGAAUUUGGAGAGAUUGAGGUAUCAAAUUUGAGUAAUUUCAGCAACAUUUCAGCUCAAACAUAUGAAAACAAUAACAUGGUUGAUAUGAAGAUGAAGAUGAACAUGAAUUGGGGUGCACCAGCAAAUGAAACAGCUUCUAUCAGUGCUCUUCCUUCACCUUCAUCAAGCCCACUUAAUUCCAAUCUUUCCAUGAAUUCUCUUCUUCUCAAGGCAUUGCAACUUACAGCCUUCCAUCAAAGGGGCGUUGAUGCUCAAUUUGGAACUCACCAUUUGAGCUGCUUCCAACCUUCUUCCUCUUCAAAAGUCUUUGACUCUUCAACGCAGCAGCAACAGCAGGAGCAACCAUUUAACUUGGACUCCCUAUGGUGACAGAGAUAACCCUUUCUUAAACUUUCUAAUAUGUCAGUUUCAAUAAGGUAAGUUUUAGGGAUUAGU